AUGGCCUUCCAGGUCUCGAUCCCUCGGCCGAAUUUCGCCGUGGUGACAUCGGAUCUUUGGCCCUCGAUGUCUAGUGUGCUCGCCGCUCCCUUCACGCGAUCCGCCGCCGGCCGCGCUCCGACGGGCGGCGUUCGUGAUAUUCGCCAACAAUCCACUUUUCCAAAGCAGAAUGUGGCGACAUCCCAACGUGUGUCCUUGCCGGAGUGCCUGGACACGGUCUCACUGGAAGCAUUGAGAGCUGGUCUCGUGCACCGGCCUGCACCGCGUGGACUAUCCCCCAUGUUGAGUGGAGCCCGAUCCUUUUCGACCUUAACCCCCUUCCGCCUCAGCGCCCUACGUGCAGCACCCAAGAUUCAUGGACUCUCAAGACUUCAGCAGCAAAGAUUCCUGUUCGGCGGCCCUUCGCAGAACAUGUUGGCUCAGAAGGAAAAGACCGCAAACACCAACCCGAAUAGUGCAAACGCCCAGAACACAUUCUACCAGGCUCUUCUUCGUGCAAACAUGCCUGCGAUUGUUGUGGAAAGAUACCGAAGCGCACAGUUUGCGAGCAAUGCGGCUUCUGAGGCGAUUUAUGCAAAGGCUUUGGAACGUGUUGGUGGUGCCGAAUCCGGUGCUAUCGCCGGAGGAAACCAGAAUCUCAACUCGGAUCAGCUGCAGGCCAUCGGCCAAGCUGUUGCUGCUCGGUCUCAUGGCGGUCAAAUCGGAAUGGCAAACAAGCCUAACGGUACUGGUGCCAAGGAGGCUCCUCUCUAUGUCGUGGUAGAGGAGUCACUGGGCAACACUGUCUUCCGCUGGGUCAAAUUCCUACUCAUCUUCGGUUUCUUCACAUAUCUGUCUCUCGUCCUGAUUACCAUUCUGGUUGAAACGACUGGAGUGCUGAAGAACAUUCGGGGCCAACAGAACAAUGAGGCCCAGCCUGAAAAGCAGACUGUUCGUUUCAGCGACGUUCAUGGCUGCGACGAGGCCAAGGAUGAGCUGCAGGAGCUGGUUGAAUUCCUUCUGAACCCUGAACGUUUCUCCUCCCUUGGUGGAAAGCUCCCCAAGGGUAUCCUUUUGGUCGGUCCUCCCGGUACUGGUAAGACUCUCUUGGCUCGUGCUGUUGCUGGAGAAGCGGGUGUUCCCUUCUUCUACAUGUCCGGUUCCGAGUUCGAUGAAGUCUACGUGGGUGUUGGAGCCAAGCGUGUGCGUGACCUUUUCACACAGGCCCGCGGCAAGUCUCCAGCCAUCAUCUUUAUCGACGAGCUGGAUGCCAUAGGUGCCAAGCGAAAUGAGCGUGAUGCCGCGUACGUGAAGCAGACCCUGAACCAGCUUCUGACCGAGCUGGAUGGUUUCUCCCAGACCAGUGGUGUCAUUAUCAUUGGUGCUACCAACUACCCGCAGCUGCUCGACAAGGCCCUGACCCGACCCGGUCGUUUUGAUCGCAAGGUUGUCGUGGGUCUCCCCGAUGUGCGUGGCCGCAUGGAUAUCUUGCACCACCACAUGAAGAAUGUCCAGAUUGGCACCGAUGUCGACGUUGGUGUCAUUGCCCGUGGUACCCCUGGCUUCUCUGGUGCUGACCUGGAGAACCUGGUUAACCAAGCUGCAAUCCAUGCCAGCCGUGACCGCAAGACCAAGGUCGGUCCCUUGGACUUUGACUGGGCUAAGGAUAAGAUCAUGAUGGGCGCCGAGGCUCGCAGCCGUAUCAUCCAGGACAAGGAUAAGCUUCUCACUGCCUACCACGAGGCUGGACACGCUCUGGUGGCUUACUUCUCACGAUCCGCUACUCCGCUGUACAAAAUCACCAUCGUUCCCCGCGGCAUGGCCUUGGGUAUCACUCAUUUCCUUCCCGAGAUGGACACUGUCUCCCGGAACUACACCGAGUAUCUCUCCGACAUCGACGUCGCCAUGGGCGGCAAGGCUGCCGAGGAGAUGAUCUUCGGGCCAGACAAUGUUACCAGUGGUAUCUCAGCGGACAUUCAACAAGCAACCGAAACCGCCUUCACCCUGGUCACCCGCUUCGGUUACUCUAAGAAGCUGGGCAACGUCGACCUGUCUACCAACUACGACAGCCUCUCCUCGGAAACAAAGCAAGAGAUCGAAUCCGAGGUGCGACGCCUCGUAGAGGAGGCACGCGCCCGCGCAGCCAAGAUUCUCACCGAAAGGCGAAACGAGCUUGAGAUUCUGUCCAAGGCACUGAUCGAGUACGAGACUCUGACCAAGGAGGAAAUGGAAAAGGUUCUCCGUGGUGAGAAGCUGGACAAGGUGGCCAUCUCGCCCAGCGCGCCAAUCAAGCUGCCCGAUGCCCUUCAGGCGGCUGGCCUGAACUCGACACCAGCAGCAGAGGUUCCCCCCACUGUGUCGGAUUAA
Penicillium daleae is the source of this 2346-nucleotide messenger RNA. RefSeq names its product i-AAA protease YME1. Gene Ontology annotation, biological process: protein quality control for misfolded or incompletely synthesized proteins; mitochondrion organization. The transcript has 5 exons. NCBI's taxonomy places the organism in Eukaryota, Fungi, Ascomycota, Eurotiomycetes, Eurotiales, Aspergillaceae. Gene Ontology annotation, cellular component: mitochondrial inner membrane. Gene Ontology annotation, molecular function: ATP-dependent peptidase activity; ATP hydrolysis activity; ATP binding. The record is from RefSeq and is a predicted model, not a curated record. The coding region runs from base 1 to 2346 and encodes 781 amino acids.